Molecule: messenger RNA, 660 nt
Organism: Cimex lectularius (bed bug)
Lineage: Eukaryota; Metazoa; Arthropoda; Insecta; Hemiptera; Cimicidae
Exons: 4
Coding region: 203-640 (145 amino acids)
Source: RefSeq, a predicted model, not a curated record
UAUAUUUAUUUAACCAGUGGUCAGAGUGAUUGUGAACGUUACGACGUCCGGUCACCGAGGAGGUCUAUUUCUGAGCACAGGGGUUAUUUCUGUCUGAUUUUUUAAACGUCGUCUUAUUCUCCGAGUCGGACCAGCCCAUUUCGUGACUUGUGCCUCAGUGCUUAUUUGUCGAGUUUUAAAAGCCAAACAGAAACAAGGCGACAUGCCGGGGGGCUUAGGAGCCUCUUACAGGUCGCUUACGGGCGACGUGUACAAGACGACCACAACCAACAACGAGACAAAGUUUAGUGUAAUAGAGACCGUCAAGAAAGCUUUUAGCUUCACCAACAGCCAAAAGCAAUCGGAACCACUGAUUGGAAAGGAUCACGGAGCCGUCAUCAUGCCUAGGAAGAUGCCAACUUCCGCGACAGCAGAGGAAACUGCUCUCCUUGGUACGAUGCCUUCGGACAGUAUGGACGACAUCGAACUCAAGAACAUCCAGAUGCAUAUGCCGACGACGAGGAGCCUCAGCAGAGACGAUCCGAGCAUCGAGGAGGUCCGGGUCCAGACUGACCGGGGGCAGCUUCUCGUCGCCAUCCAGGGCAACCGAAACAAACCCGCCAUCCUCACUUACCACGAUCUAGGCCUUAACUGUGAGUAAUUAAAAUAUACAUAGUUGUA